GAGGGGGGGGGGGGGGAGGAGGAGGCGGGGGUCUGGAGAGUUAGCGGCCCGUCAUAAAGAAGGGGGCGUGGAGGUUCGGCAGAGGAGGGAGAAAACGAGAGAGAGGGAAGGAGAGAGAUAGUGAGAGAGGACGGGAGCAAGAGACAGAAGAUUGGAUACGAGGGGGAGGGAGGGAGGGAGGGAGGGAGGGAGGGGGGGAGGGGAGGAGGGGAGUAGAUAAAGUGGGGCGGCCACCAUGAGCUCCCCACUCCCUCACGCCUCCCCGAGCCCCAGCCGCCGGCUCCUGGACUCGGAGACGGAGCAGCUCGCCGCCCGCAGACCCUCCUCCCCGCGCCUCGGGGACCUGCUCGCCCCCCCGCCCGUCCCCCGAAGACCCUCCGCCAUCCCGGGCUACCUCCUCGCCCCCUACCGGGACCCCCCGACCCGCCACGCGGACCACCGGGGGCAGCCGCAGCUCCGUCUCUCCCAGCUGUCCCUGCUCCCCCCCGAGGGCCCCCUGGCGCCCCCGCCGGCCCCCCACCGGCCCCCGGCCCGGGGCCCCCCGCCGUGCUGCCGGGCCCCGGGCGCCGGGCCCCUGCUGCGGCUGGGCCUGCUGGCCUUCAGCGGGCUGUUCUGGGCGGCCGGGCUGGCGGUCUUCACGCUGGGCGUGUGGGCGCGGCUCUCGCUGGCCGACUACAUGCUGCUGUCGUCCAACCGCUACCCCAACGCCCCGCUGGUGCUGCUGGCCGCCGGCGCCGCCGUCACGGCCUGGGGCUUCCUGGGCUGCCUGGGCGUGGCGGCGGGGCUGCCCGGCGUGCUGCGGGCCUACGGGUUCUUCCAGCUGCUGACGCUGGCGGCGGGGCUGGCGGCGGGGCUGUGCGGCCUCUUCUACCGCCAGGACAUCGCCGGCGGCUUCCGCAGCGGGCUGCAGCGGGCGGUGGCCCGGUACGGCGAGGACGCGGGCCGCGCCGACGCGCUGGACUCCCUGCAGCGGGCGCUGGACUGCUGCGGCGCCGACGGGUGGCAGGACUGGCUGGCGUCCGACUGGGCCAAUCGGGACGCCGCCUUCUUCGGCGGGAACGGGACGGCCGCCGCCGCCGCCAGUGGCGGCGGCGUGGUCUCGCUGCCGGACAGCUGCUGCGCCCGGCGCAUGGGCUGCCGGAACAGGCUCCUCCCCCCGGAGCGGGAGGGGGGCGUGGAGGGGGUGGAGCCGGCGGAGGCGGAGGCGGCGGGGAUCCACCCGCACGGAUGCUUCCGGAAGGUGUUCAGCGUGGUCAACGACAACGUGUUCCACAUCGCGGCCUCCGUCCUCGGCCUGGCCUUCACCCAGGCGGGGGGCAUCGCCCUGGCCUGCCUGCUGGCCAAGCGGCUGGCCCCCAGGCUGCACCGGGGGGGGGCCCUCCUCCACAGGGGGGCCCUGCUCCCACCGGGACCCCCGUGCCUCUAGAACGCUGUCUCACCUCCACCUGAGCCCUCCUCCUCUGGACAGGGGGGUGGGUUCUCUGUUCUUAUGGACCGUGGGGUGAGACUGUGGGGUGAGACAGUGGGGUGAGGCCGUGGGGUGAGACAGUGGGGUGAGGCCAUGGGGUGAGACGGUGGGGUAGACGGACUCUUGGCCCAACGACAGAAUGAUCAUCCUUUCUUGAAUUCUAACGUCUCUGCUGAAUCCUGCUUGGUAAUCAAUACUACGCACUAUGGAUUAUUACCAUGUAGUUUAAUUAUUUGAACAGUGUUUGAGAUGCCGAUUACCGAAGCUGGCCCCUCCCUCCAGACGUUCUACUACAAGAGAUCUUCUCAGUGCUCUUCACCCCCUGAUGACCCAGAGCUCCUGAAUCUAAAAUAAAACCUAAAACUUAUUUUAAAUAAUUGGUUUCUGUGGUAGACUGAUGUAGCAAAGAGAGUUUUAGUCUAAAGUCCAAAAGGUUGCAUGUUCUCAUUGUGUAUAUAUUGUGUAUAUGAUGCCACCGUAAUGUGGUUUUGUUAAUAAGUGUUGAAUGUAGUACAAAAGGCUGUAAUAUAUAAAAUAUGACCCUGAGAACCAUAAUUUUCAGGCCGUACUGUUGAAAAUGGACCAGAAUUUACAUGUUUUAUAACUGUAAAGACUUCUUAAGUCUCUGCUCCUGAGAAACGAUGGUAUUAUCAAACCAGCUGAACAUUAUAGGGGCUUUCAUAACAGUAGCAUGAUGAAAUCAUUAUAAUAUCGCCCAUAUAGAACCAACCUGUACCGUCUGUGUUAAUAUGUAAUAAUGAACCUCUCUUGUCUUUAUCAUACAGAUGUUAUCAAUUGUUAAGUUAAGGUAAGUAUGUAAUGCGAAUAUAUUCUGUAGUAGGUUCUUUCAAACUGGGAAGGCAUUGCACCACCCACCCCAGCCAACCCCACUGUAGAAUCCAGCAUACCCUUGUCCUCAGUCCACCUGAUGAAUCCUGUUUAGGGUUAGGGCUAGUUUGUUGUAAAUCUAAACUCAGACCACAGUCGAUUAGGAUUGAAUGAUGAUAAUGUAUUGGGGUGGAGGGGCAUGAAACAAACACAUAAUAUAGAUAACAUAUUAUCGAUCGAAUGCAGAAACAAAAUCAAUGUCUCGUUAGAGAAAAUGCAAGUGAAGGUUUGUCUUUGUGGCCGCAGUAGCAGUAGAGGCUUGAUGGUUUUCAAACUGCAUGAAUAAAAUAAACAGCAAAAAUCAUCUGUGACUAUGUGGUCCAGGGUUGAUAUGCAAUGUGAUAAAUGUGAUUACUUUCUCCUUUAGUGCGAGAUGCAGACUUCAGGAUUUUUAUAUAGAAAGACACUCUCAAGUUUAACUGACCCCUUGUGAUUCAAGGUUUGUAAAGGAACAUUUAAUAACA
This is a messenger RNA of Gadus macrocephalus (Pacific cod), 2820 nucleotides long. RefSeq names its product tetraspanin-7-like. Lineage: Eukaryota; Metazoa; Chordata; Actinopteri; Gadiformes; Gadidae. Gene Ontology annotation, cellular component: membrane. The record is from RefSeq and is a predicted model, not a curated record.